Messenger RNA from Strongylocentrotus purpuratus (purple sea urchin), 933 nucleotides. RefSeq lists its product as uncharacterized. The coding region runs from base 1 to 933 and encodes 310 amino acids. The transcript is spliced from 2 exons. Lineage: Eukaryota; Metazoa; Echinodermata; Echinoidea; Camarodonta; Strongylocentrotidae. The record is from RefSeq and is a predicted model, not a curated record.
AUGCACCUGCUACGCAAUGAGGAUGUUCAGGGCUUCCGCAACUUCACCCGCAUCACACCUGCCAUGUUUGCCGAAAUGGUCACCCGCCUCACUCCUCGCUUACAGAAGUAUGAUACCUGGUACAGGAAGGCCCUUCCAGUAGGCUUGAAGGUCGCCAUCACCAUGCGCUACCUUGCCAGUGGGGACUCCUACCACAGCCUGAUGUACCUAUUCUAUGCCAUCUACGCUGAGUAUGGCGAGGAGACCAUCAGCAACCCAUCUACUCCAGAGGGGUGGAAGGGCAUUGCCCAGACCUUCUCCGACCGGUGGAACUUCCACCAUUGCCUGGGAGCCUUAGAUGGCAAGCACAUCCGCAUCAAGGCACCCGCGAACUGUGGCUCCCAGUUCUACAACUAUAAGGGGUACAACUCGAUUGUACUCCUUGCCCUGGUUGAUGGCAACUACAAGUUCCGGUGGGUGGAGGUGGGAGCAGGUGGUGCGAGUUCUGAUGCCCAGAUUUGGAACACGUGCAGUCUGAAAGAGGCAAUUGACGAUGAGAACAUUGGAAUACCACCAGAUGAGCCACUGCCUCAUGAUGAUCGAGACAUCCCUUAUUUCGUGAUUGCUGACGCUGCAUUUGCACUACGCACCACCCUGAUGAAGCCUUUUGGUGCCAAGCCACUGACCAUGGAGGAGAGGAUAUUUAACUAUAGACUUUCCAGAGCCAGGAGAUGUGUGGAGAAUGCCUUUGGCAUUCUUGCAAACAGAUUCCGGUGUCUUCUGAGUGCUAUGGCACAGGUGCCUUCCACAGUGGAGACCAUCGUCCUCGCCUGCCUGUGCAUCCACAACCUCCUGAGAGACCAGGCAUCCGCUGAGCAGGUUUUUCUGCUACUUCUUCUGCCAGACAUGAUGCACACGAAAGUCCAAAAAGAUGGAGAAGAAACUGUUGAAUAA